Molecule: messenger RNA, 2623 nt
Organism: Chenopodium quinoa (quinoa)
Lineage: Eukaryota; Viridiplantae; Streptophyta; Magnoliopsida; Caryophyllales; Amaranthaceae
Product: putative pentatricopeptide repeat-containing protein At3g25970
Exons: 2
Coding region: 393-2504 (703 amino acids)
Biological process (GO): RNA modification
Molecular function (GO): protein binding; RNA binding
Source: RefSeq, a predicted model, not a curated record
UAACCCGAACUAAACCCGACCCAAAUCCGAUAAGAAGUAUGACUCGACUCAAGUAUGACCCAAACCUGACCUGCAUAGGUUAUGGAAUUAAUCCAAAUUGACUUGACCCGAGUUACCCGAUCCACUCUUACCCGACCCAAACCCUACCCGUUUAUCUGAAUUAACAGAUGUAGUUAAGAACCUCUUGAAGCUGAAGUCGUAAAAAGUAUUUAGCUAAAAUAAAUUUUAAUUGUUUGGGCCGCAACUUGGGUUUUAUAAGUAUAAUUAUAUGUCGGGCCUUGAUUCCUUCCAUUUAUAACUAACUUUAGGUUUUAUGUCAUGUAAUUCUCUCUGAUUUAUUUCCCUCCAAAAAAAAAAAAAAAAAAAAAAAAAAAGUUAAUUUAAAUAGAUGAAUGAGGACUUUAAGAUUAGUCGUAAAAAGCUGUUUCUACGAGGUUCCUUCCCUCCAUUGUUACGCAUUGAAGCUCGGAACCAUAGAAAGCACUUACGAUGCAAACGUUAUCCUAAGUGGGUAUACGAAACAUGGUCAUUUGAAGAUUGCACACCAACUGUUCGACGAAAUGUCUCGCAGAGAUACCGUUUCUUGGAACACCAUGAUUGCUGGCUAUGUAAAUUCUGGAUCUUUUGGUCUCUCUUGGGAUCUUUUAAUUGAUAUGAGACGGCGUGGAUUCGCGGCCGAUGAGUACACUUUUGGUAGUAUUCUUAAGGGAGUUGCUUCCAAUGGGGAGUUUAUUUGUGGGGAGCAAUUGCAUUCUAUGGUUAUUAAGGUGGGGUCUCAAUCUGAUGUUUAUACUGCAAGUUCCCUUUUGGAUAUGUAUGCUAAGUGUGGGAGGAUCGAGGAUGCGUAUUCGGUGUUUAAGAUUAUGCCUAACCGUAGUUCUGUCUCUUGGAAUGCUAUGAUUGCAGGGUUUGUGGAGCAAGCAGAUUUCGAGACUGCAUUCGAGCUUUUCGAUGGUAUGGGAAAAGAGGGGGCAAAGAUUCAAGAUGGGACAGUUGCUCCAGUAUUGACAUUACUUAAUGACCCUGAUUAUGUUAGGUUAACUAUUCAACUGCAUUCAAAAAUUAUCAGGCUUGGGUUGAGUACUAACAACAUUGUUUGCAAUGCUCUUCUUACGUCAUAUUCUGAGUGUGGUUCGUUGGAAUAUGCAGAGAAGAUGUUCUAUGGUGCCUUUGAUGUUCAUGAUUUGGUAACUUGGAAUUCCAUGCUGGGGGCAUACCUUCUACAUAACAAGGAAAGCCUUGCAUUUAAAGUAUUUAUUGAUAUGCAAUUGUUUGGUUUCGAACCUGAUAUAUAUACGUAUACCAGUGUUGUCAGAGCCUGUUUCAAAGAAGCACAUCAGCUGUAUGGAAAAUGUGUCCAUUGCUUGAUAAUAAAGCGGGGACUAGAGAGUUCCACAGCAAUAGCCAAUGCAUUAAUAGCUAUGUAUAUGAAGUCGACUGAAAAAGCUGUAGCAGAUGCACUAAGAUUGUUUGAAUCAAUAGACCCUAAAGAUUCCGUGUCUUGGAAUUCUGUUGUAACUGGGUUCUCACAGUUUGGCUUGAAUGAAGAUGCAAUUAAGUUCUUUGGAAAGAUGCGGUCACAUAAUUAUGGGAUUGAUCACUAUUCUCUUUCUGCGGUCCUGAGAUCUUGUGCAGACUUAGCAGCCCUGCAAUUGGGCCGGCAAGUUCAUGUUUUGACUCUUAAAUCUGGAUUCGAAACUAAUGAGCAUGUAGCUGGCUCCUUAAUUUUUAUGUAUACUAAAUGUGGCCUACUUGACGAUGCUAGAAAGUCUUUUGAAGAAACCCCAAAAGACAGCCCGAUUACUUGGAACUUUAUCAUUUUUGGGUAUGCUCAGCACGGGCAAGGCAAAAUCGCUCUUGAGCUUUUCCAUCAGAUGACAGAAAGUAAGGUGAAGCUUGAUCAUGUAACCUUUGUUGCAGUCCUAACUGCAUGUAGCCACAUGGGUUGGGUGGAAGAAGGUCGAAAUGUUCUUAAAACAAUGGAAUCAAAGUAUGGGAUUCCACUAAGAAUGGAGCAUUAUGCUUGUGCUAUUGAUAUGUUUGGAAGAGCUGGGCUCUUAGGUGAGGUGAAGUCCUUGGUCAAAUCAAUGCCGUUUGAGCCUGAUAUAAUGGUGUGGAAAACUAUAUUGGGUGCAUGUAGAAGCUGCGGAGAUGUCGAAUAUGCAACUGAGGUAGCAAAUCAUCUGCUUGAAAUCGCUCCUCAAGAGCACUGUAGUUAUGUUAUUCUGUCUGAGAUGUAUGUGCGUCUUAAGAAGUGGGAAGAAAAGGCUAAUCUGACACGGUUGAUGAGAGAAAGGGGGAUAAGGAAGGUCCCAGGAAGCAGCUGGAUAGAGAUAAACAAUGAAGCCCAUGCUUUUAAUGCCGAGGAUAAUUGUCAUCCCAAUGUCAAAGAAAUAUAUGAUACCUUGGAAGGAAUUACAAAGGAAAUUAAAAUGCUAAAAGAUGCCUCUAACUUAGAGAUUUCUGUUGAGGAAUGGGCUGUCCUUAAUGGAUGCUGUGGUUAAUUGCUGAUGACUCGCUGACAGUUCAAGCAUAUAUCGUGGACUUGGCAGCAAAGUGACAAUUAGAAAUAUUAGAGGAUGUGGAUACCCAAUUACACUGUUAUACAAUAUACAUUAAACAA